Molecule: messenger RNA, 873 nt
Organism: Aspergillus terreus NIH2624
Lineage: Eukaryota; Fungi; Ascomycota; Eurotiomycetes; Eurotiales; Aspergillaceae
Product: F1F0 ATP synthase subunit gamma
Exons: 4
Coding region: 1-873 (290 amino acids)
Biological process (GO): proton motive force-driven ATP synthesis
Molecular function (GO): proton-transporting ATP synthase activity, rotational mechanism
Source: RefSeq, a predicted model, not a curated record
AUGCUCUCCCGUGCUGUUCGCCCGGCCGUCAGGGCCGGCAGUGCUGUGGUCACUCGCACUGCUCCUCCCAAUGCCGCCAACUUCGCGACUCUGCGUGAAAUCGAGGGCCGUCUGAAGUCCAUCAAGAACAUCGAGAAGAUCACCAACACCAUGAAGGUCAUUGCCUCGACCCGUCUUACUCGCGCCCAGAAGGCCAUGGAGGAGUCCCGUGUCUACGGUCAGACCUCCAACACCGUGUUCGACCAGGCCGAGACGAAGCCCCUCGAGGACAAGAAGACUCUGUUCGUUGUCGCUUCCUCCGACAAGGGUCUUUGCGGUGGUAUUCACUCCGGUCUGAGCAAGGCCACCCGCCGUAUGCUCCAGCAGACGCCCGAGGCCGAUAUCGUUGUCCUGGGUGAGAAGGCCAAGGCCCAGCUGAGCCGUACCAACCCCAACAACUUGGUCCUCAGCUUCGCCAACGUCUGCAAGGAUAUCCCUACCUUCGCCGACGCCCAGGCCAUUGCCGACCAGAUCGCUCUGCUGCCCACCGACUACGCCAGCGUGAAGAUCAUCUACAACAAGUUCCUCAACGCUCAGAGCUACGAGCCUGCCACCGUCGAGGCUUUCUCCGAGGAGGCCAUCACUCAGUCCGCCAACAUCUCUGCUUUUGAGGUUGACGACCAGACUCUCGCCCACCUCCGCGAGUACUCCCUUGCCAACAGCCUGUUCUGGGCUAUGGCUGAAGGCCACGCUUGUGAAAUCUCUAACGCCUCGAAGAACGCCGGAGAGAUGAUCAACAAGUUCCAGAUCCUGUACAACCGUCAGCGUCAAGCCGCCAUUACCGGUGAACUGGUUGAGAUUAUCACUGGUGCCACCGCCAGUGCUGAUAUGUAA